Molecule: messenger RNA, 5835 nt
Organism: Aegilops tauschii subsp. strangulata
Lineage: Eukaryota; Viridiplantae; Streptophyta; Magnoliopsida; Poales; Poaceae
Source: RefSeq, a predicted model, not a curated record
ACCACGCUUCCCUCGCCUCGUCCGAUUUCGAAAAGAGUUUCGUCCCCAAUCUCCUUUCACCCGGAUUUCACCGGGCCAGCGAGAGCCCCCCCGCCGAGGCUCCGGGAGAGACCGCCGCCGAGAUGCCGGGGAGGUGGCGGGUCUGGGGCCAGACCGACGGCCGCCUCGUCUGGGUCCCCGCCCCCGAGCCCGACGCGCCGCCGUCGCCUGCCGCGGCUUCGCCUCUUCCUCCUCCCCUACCGCCGGGGUGCGGUGCGGGGAUAGCCGCCGCUUCAUCCGAGGACGCGCUGGCGAAAGGCCGGGGCGCUGCUGACGGAUGCCGCGUCGAGUCCAUGGCCGACCUCCUCGUUCAAGCGCGGAACACACUGCUCGAAGGUGACGGGAUGUCCGGAGCAACUGUUGAUGCAGGACAGGGUCAGCUGUUCUGCACUGGAUCGGGGAGGUCAGUGUCUGUCAGCGAGAGGGCUAUAAGGAGGGCCAGGGCGUUGGUCGGGGAGGAGGUGGAGAAGGCUGGUAACAAGAGAAAGCAACCGUUUGACGACGUACCUGGUGCAGAGGGUGAAUUGAGAGAAAUGGACGCCCCAUUCAGAGGUGGAGUGCAUAACACUGCCGUGCCCCCAGUGUUCCAAACUGGACCCGGAAAAGCUGUUUUGCUGGGCAAGGACUCGAUCCAGAAGGCAAGAGCUAUUUUAGGAGAGCAACCGUUUGACCAUGUACCUGAUGCAGAGCGCGAAUCGAGUGAAAUGGACGCCCCAUUUAGAGGUGGAGUGUAUAACACUACCAUGCCCCCAGUGUUCCAAACUGGAUCAGGAAAAGCGGUCUUACUGGGCAAGGACUCAAUCCAGAAGGCAAGAGUUCUUUUAGAAGAUGUUGAUAGUGCUGCUGGUGCCGUACAACCAAUGUUCCGUACUGGAAUGGGUAGGCCGGUUCCUGUGAGCCGGACCUCUAUUGAUAAGGCAAGAGCUGUUUUGGAGGGACAAACAGUUGCAGAAAAAGGUGUGAACGGCAUGGAACAGUUUCCAUUGUUCCAAACUGGUUCAGGAAGAGUUGUCUCAGUCAGUGCGGCAUCUGUUCAGAAAGCUAAGUCUGUUUUGAAGGAUAAUAAUACAAGCGAGGAAAAUACAGAGAGUUUUGGUAGGCCUAACCAGCCUAUGAUGUUCCAAACUGGUUCAGGAAGACCAGCCAUGAUCAGCGAAAGAUCCAUUGAGAGAUCUAGAGCUGUGGCGAAUGAGGGAGAUGCGGAAAAGAGCGGACAUUGGGAUACUGAUUGCCAGUUCCCAAUGUUCCAAACAGGAUUAGGGAAGCCUGUUGCUGUGAGCUGGAGCUCAGUUCAGAAGGCAAAGGCAGUAUUGGAGGAAGAAAAAAUUAAAACAACUGGACGUGGAGAAAGCAGUGAUUGUGCCACAACUCUUCAGACUGAAACACCAACGUCUGUUUUGAUGAGUAGCAGUUUGAUCAUGAAUAGUAGAAGUGUUACACCGAAGGAAGAUAGUGCAAUGCAAGUCACUCGAACAGAGAAAAAUCACAAGGAUGAUGACCACGUGCCAUUGUUUCAAACUGGACUAGGGAGGUCAAUUGCUAUAAGUAAGAGCUCACUUAAGAGGGCAUCUGCAGUUCUGGAGCCAAGGAAUAUUGCAAAGGAAUUGGAAGAUGAAGCUCAUUUAGAUGGUGCCCAUGACACUCCAGUGUUCAGAACUGGAUUAGGAAGGUCUAUCAUAGCAAGUGAGAACUCUAGAAAGGAAUUGCCUAUCUUAGAGGCUGAAGAAGCAGUAAAAAGUGUAAACAAUUACAACGGGGAAACCUUUGUUGAAGAGGCAACGUUCCAAGCUGGAAUACAAAAGUUUGUACCCCAAAAUAGAAUUUCAAGCCACAAGGCCAGUAUGCUUUUGGAGCAACGAAACUUCAUGGAGAAAGGAUACAAAGACUCUGGAAGUCAACUGCCAAUGUUUCGAACCGGAUCUGGAAAGUCGGUCUUGAUUAGUGAAAACUCAGUACAGAAAGCAAGGGCUGUUCUGGAGGAACAAGGCAUAAACAAAGGCAUAAUAGCUGACCAAACUUAUCUGAGACUUUCACUGUUUAUUUCAAUAGAAGUUGAUAAUCAUAAGCUCCUUAACAUGGACAAAAAAAUUCCUGUGUUUGCGUCACCUCUCAAGACAAGCUGUGCAAGAACAGUAAAUAUAUCUUCAGUUGGCGUGUCUCGAGCUGCUACUUUGUUGGGCUUGGAGGAGAAUACCCUUUCGACACAAUUUUUUGGACAUGUGGGGGAUAAGCUGGGCACAAAAAUAAAUUUUGAGCAGGAAAAUCCAGAACAGAGGCUUGGUCUUGCAUCUUAUCCAACAGAAAACCAAGUGCACAAGGAACAACACCGGCCAUUUGAGCUUUCUAAUAACACAGUUUCUGAUUCUGGUGAGCAUUCUAUCAGAUUCAGUACCGCCGGAGGCAGAUCAAUGGCUAUUUCUAGUGAUGCACUUGAACGCGCAAAAAGCCUUCUGGGUGAAUCAGAUCUCAUGGUUUCAACAAAUAAUUUAAGCUACCCUUUGGGAUCUGCUUGUAAUGAUAAGAUGCAAAAUUCAACUGUUGCGCCAAAAGAAGGCGGAUCUGAUUUAUCAAAAAGAAGAAGGGUCAGUGGAAGAACCGAACUUGCAACAUUUUCCCACCAGGCAAUGUCUGAUAGGAAGGACACUGGAUCCUUUGGAAAUGCUGUAUCUGAUAUCCAUCCGACUAGUGAAAACACCAAUAGGUUUCAUGUUGGGAGUCGUUCAACCAGUGAAAUUCCAAAGAUCGUGAAGCCUUCUUCCAGGUGUUUAUCUGAAACUGACAACACAAAUGACACUAAAGAUAAGACCCGACAACUCCAUAUGCCAGCUGGAGCGUUGGUUGACAUCAGUAACUUCAUGGGUUCAUAUUCUGGAAAUAUUGACCAUGUUGUUAAUGAGAAGAGAAGAAUUGGGGGAAGAAACUCCGCAUCUUCCUUUAAACGGCCCCGCUCUUCCAGGUUCAUCACGCCUAUAAGCACCAACAGACAGUCCUCUGCUGGAGUACCCAAACUACCACCAACUCAGAUCACUUCCUGUCGAACAAAGCUGUCUGCAUAUUAUCCUUUUCAACAUAAAAGGAAAACUUGGAAAGAGUAUUUCGGUGGUCCUCCCUGCUUCAAUUGUUUGGCGGAACAUAUAAUAGAUGAAGUGAAGCUCAUGGAUGCAAAAGGAGCUGAGAGGUACAAGUUUCACAAUAUGAAUACUGGUGCAGAAGAAUUUCAUAAGUUGCUGAUUGCCUGUGGGGCUUCAUUGACAUAUGCAACUAAAGAAUGGGUGAACAAUCACUAUAAAUGGAUCGUAUGGAAACUUGCUUCACUUGAGAGAUGCUAUCCAACUAAAGCUGCUGGCAAAUUCUUGACAGUUGCUAAUGUUUUAGACGAGCUGAAGUACAGGUAUGACAGAGAAGUGAACAAUGGCCAUCGAUCAGCCAUAAAGAAAAUUUUAGAAGGAAAUGCUUUGCCAUCUUUGAUGAUGGUGCUGUGCAUUUCAGCUAUUUAUUCCCAUCCUGAUGUACAUAAGUUAGAGGCUGUCGGGACAGAUGAAAAUGAAAACAGUAUCAAAAAUAAAAGCUUGUUAGCUGCUAAAAGAAACAUGCCUGCACACAUUGAAUUAACUGAUGGAUGGUAUGCACUAGAAGCGUCAUUAGACGUGGCACUUUCAGAACAACUACAGAAAAGAAAGCUUUUUAUAGGACAAAAGCUUCGGAUAUGGGGAGCUUCUUUGUGUGGUUGGACUGGGCCUGUGUCAUUUCAUGAGGCAUCUGGCACCGUCAAAUUGAUGGUCCAUGUGAAUGGCAGUUAUCGUGCAAGAUGGGAUGAUCCUUUGGGAUUCUGCAAGCAUGUUGGACCCCCACUGGCGUUCAAGUGCAUAAAAGCUUCUGGUGGCCGAGUCCCUAGGACACUGGUAGGAGUUGCAAGAAUAUAUCCUGUUUUGUACAAGGAGAGGUUGCCUGAUGGUAGUUCUAUUGUGAGAUCUGAAAGGAUGGAAAGAAAGGCGCUACAACUGUAUCACCAGAGAGUAUCUAAGAUCGCAGAAGACAUUAUGUCUGAACAAGAUGAAAACUGUGCCAGCACUGAUGACAGUGAGGAAGGGGCGAAAAUUUGCAAAAUGUUAGAGCAGGCGGCUGAGCCUGAAGUUAUGAUGGCUGGCUUGACCUCAGAGCAGAUGAUAUCUUUCUCAUCUUAUCAAGCAAAGCAAAAGGAAGCUAGGCAAAACGAAGUAGCUAAGAAGGUCGAAAAUGCUCUGGAAGUUGCUGGCCUUAGUUCAAGAGAUGUUACGCCAUUUUUGAAAGUGAGGGUGACGGGCCUUGCUCACAAAAUCUCUGCUACAAAAACCAUCAACAAGGAAGGGCUAAUAACAAUUUGGAACCCUACUGAGAAGCAGAAAGCCGACCUGGUGGAGGGACAAGUCUACAUCGCCACAGGAUUGCUGCCUUCUGCCCACUGUACGAACAUUCUUUACUUGCAUGCUAGAGGAUCAUCUACAAUGUGGAAGCCAUUAGCAUCGGCACAGGCUGCAGAUUUUCAACCAUUUUUUACCCCACGUAAGGCGGUUGAGCUGUCAUUGAUUGGUGAGGUACCACUUGCAAGUCUUUCUUGCAGUGAAUUUGACAUUGCAGGUGUUGUUUUGCAUGUCGGCGAUGUUUACUUAUGCAGCAACCAGAAAAGGCAGUGGCUCUUUUUGACAGAUGGAUCUAAAUUUAUCUCGGCAUCGCAGUCCACAGAUCAAGAUGAUUGUCUUCUAGCAGUUAGCUUUUCUUGCUCAUCUGCCAGCGAUGAUGGUGCCUUUUUCAGUUAUGCCCUUUCUGGAAAUACAGUAGGUUGGUUUCAGUAACUUGGUCAAGCGACAGAAGGACCAGACAAGGCGCAUAUGGGUAGCCGAGGCAACACAGAGCUCUACAUACACUCUUUCCCAUGAGAUAUCAAAAAAAUCGCAUCUUAAGGAAGCUGCAACAUGUGCUGAGAAAUGGGCUUCAAGUUCUUUUGAUAAAAUCCAGCAGCUAAAGGAAAGAGUUUUAUGCAUAAUUGGUGAUAGCGGUGGCUGACGUACUAUGGAAUAAUGAAGACUGCUGCUUUUGGAAGUAAUGUAAGAAAAUGUUCGAAGUUGUGCAGAGUUUACUGUCCACACUGGAUGCUCAUUGGUAGUGAAGUGAUAUCGGCGUAACAAAGAUACCUAUUUAUUAUGCCUAUGCACUUUACAGGGAGUAAUUAAAUACCUGUGUUGCAGAGAUUGCGAGGCGGAGCAGUACAGAUCAGUUAAACUUGUGGAACAAAUGCGAUUACGACUGACAAGCACUUGAAUACUCAAGAUGACAGCCACAGGGAUUGGAAUCAAUAUACAUCAACCGGGAGACAAACAUGACAGGAAAUUUAUGAUUCAGGCUUGGACUGAUGAUGCUCACGUCCCCCUCGUGUGUCGUGACUGAAUCUUUGGCUCUUCAGCUGGCAGUCAAGAUUGCUCGCACCCUUCAACUUCAGCAGGUCUCCGUCCUCAUGGACAGCCUCUCUAUCACGAAGAUGGCUGCUUCGAGGAACAUCAGCAGCAGCAGAUGCAGCAUAGCAUGGAGAUGUCGAACUCCAAUUAGCAGCUUCCUUCAAGACACUCAUCCGCAACAUCAUGCUGUUUAUCAUAUUGAACAUAUAAACCUUGAAAAACUGCUAGGCAGAACCAAGGCCUCCACGUCGCCCCUAAUUCGCGAACAGUAUUGCUGCCACCGUUUGUAAAUUUUGUGCCCCGCCGAGGGCAUUUUGGUCUUUUUACGUGCAGGAUAUAAAUUGCAACCGCUGCCGUCGAGAAA